Messenger RNA from Diospyros lotus (date-plum), 1877 nucleotides. RefSeq names its product AP2-like ethylene-responsive transcription factor At2g41710. Gene Ontology annotation, biological process: regulation of DNA-templated transcription. The record is from RefSeq and is a predicted model, not a curated record. Gene Ontology annotation, molecular function: DNA-binding transcription factor activity; DNA binding. The coding region runs from base 118 to 1392 and encodes 424 amino acids. NCBI's taxonomy places the organism in Eukaryota, Viridiplantae, Streptophyta, Magnoliopsida, Ericales, Ebenaceae. The transcript is spliced from 9 exons.
UUGAUUUCCCCUCUCCCUCUCUCUCUCUGUGAAAUCAAACCAGUCCUUUCACUCUCACUCUCUCUCUCUCUCCCUCCCUCUCUGUCCCUCUCUCUAUCUAGGGUUUUGAGUUGAGUCAUGGCGUCCUCUUCGUCUGAACCGGCGCUGAAAGCGGAGACUGGAAGCGGCAGCGGCAGCGGAGAACCCUCCGAAGGCGGUGGCGCGGUUAUGAACGAUCAGAUAUUGCUCUAUAGGGGAGUGAAGAAGGCUAAGAAAGAGAGAGGGUGUACGGCCAAGGAGCGAAUCAGCAAGAUGCCCCCUUGUGCCGCCGGCAAGCGCAGCUCCAUUUACCGAGGCGUCACAAGGCAUAGAUGGACUGGUCGUUAUGAAGCUCACCUUUGGGAUAAAAGCACCUGGAACCAAAAUCAGAACAAGAAGGGAAAGCAAGUUUACUUAGGUGCUUAUGAUGAUGAGGAGGCUGCAGCCAGAGCUUAUGAUCUUGCAGCCUUGAAAUACUGGGGCCCAGGGACCCUCAUCAAUUUUCCAGUCACGGAUUAUACAAGAGAUCUGGAAGAGAUGCAGAAUGUCUCAAGAGAGGAAUACCUUGCAUCUCUAAGAAGGAAGAGUAGUGGUUUCUCAAGAGGAAUCUCCAAAUAUCGUGGACUUCCCAGUAGAUGGGACCCAUCGCUUCGAAUGCCUGGACCUGAUUACUUGAACAGCAUAAAAUAUGGUACAGGGGAAGAUGCAGCAACAGAAAGUGACUAUGCUGCUGGUUUUUGCAUUGAUAGAAAGAUUGAUCUGACGGCUUACAUCAAGUGGUGGGGCCCCAGCAAAAGCCGUCAAUCGGAUUCUCUCACAAAAUCUUCAGAGGAAACAAAACAUGGUCAUUCUGAUGAUAUUGGCAGUGAACUUAAAAUAUUGGAGUGGGUGGUCCAGCCCACUGAACCCUACCAGAUGCCCAAAUUGGGCGUUUUCCACGAAGCAAAGAACAAAGGCUCUGCAUUGUCAGCCAUGAGCAUAUUGUCACGGUCUGCUGCCUACAAGAGUUUACAAGAGAAAGCAUCAAAGAAGCAAGAGAAGCACACCGACAACGAUGAGAAUGAAAAUAAAUGCAAUAUCAACAAAAAAGCCUAUGGCAAGGCAAUUGAUAAAUCAAGUCAUGAUGGAAGAAGUGAGGGAGUUGGGGUUGCACUCGGCACCAGUGGGGGACUGCCUCUUCAGAGAAAUAUAUACCCAAUGCCUCCUUUUUUGUCUGCACCACUUCUGACCAACUACAAUACCAUCGAUCCCUUAUCAGAUCCCAUUCUUUGGACAACACUGGUUCCUGUUCUUCCUGCCGGACUUUCUCGUACCAAUGAGGUUACAAAGACGGAGUCCAGUUCAAACUAUACCUACUUCCAGCAGGAGGAAUAACAAUCUGUUCUGCUAUCAUGGCAACAGGUUGGGAGGAAUUUCUUGGUUUGAGCUCAUCGAUGAACAAAGAAAAUUAUCAACAUCUGAGACUGGCACGAUGAUGAGAAGAUACUAUCUAUGGUUGCAUGCUUGUACUGGAUUGCUAGGUUUUGAAGAUUGAGCUAUGCAUCAGAAUGCACGGCAAGAAAUUCUCAUCCUCUUAUUUCAGAGCACAGAGCAUAUGUACUAUAUCACAACCAAGUUGACAAGGUUUGUUUCUUUGAAAAUAGUUAAAGUAUGUUACAUAGGAAACCAAGGAUCAACACUUUGUGAAUAUACACAUGUUAAGUUGAAAAUUGGAGCCAAGUACUAGGUGCCCUGAUAGUUGGUAAAAUACCAUGCUCUAUAUGAAGGGUGGACUAGAUGAUCUGGGCUUUUUGUAAUGCUAUCUACGAAUUCGCUCAUCAAAGUUCUUUUAGUGAGAGCCUAGAACAUUGAAUAUUUCA